GCCUCGGCACACUUCACAUGACAGCCUCCUGCCCCCACGUACCAGCUGCCCUUCCUGAGAAAAUCCUGGACCUCCUGAGCUCUGCACCGCGGCAGCUCCGUCCUCACCCUCGACACCAGGUUUCCCCGGUGCCAGAGGUGCCGGCUGCUCCGGCUUCCUCCUCCUCUCCGUCCCGUCCCCCCACCCUGCACCCAUCGAGCCGGGGUCCCCAUGCAGCCACCCGCAGGGUGUGCUCAGCCCUGCUGCUGGUGCCACGGGUGGCCGCUGGCUUGCAAGCACAGGGGCUGACUGCAACGUUUCCCAUGCACGGCUUGAAAUCCCUUUCCCGCUGUCCCCCCGUGCGGGAAGCCCCCCAGACAUGGCUGUCUUGACUCCCGCGCCUCUCCCCAUCCCUCCCCUGUGUGGUGCGAGCUGGGUUUGCAAAGCACGGCCGGUCCCUCCACGCCGCCAUGGCUCAUCCCGUCUCCUCGUGCCUCUCGGAGGCUUUUCCUCUCACCCUGCCCUUAAUAUUUGGGGUUAUUACAUCCCUCGUGUGCAUCAGCUGUGGUUUAUCCCCCUUCAGCCUUGUUUUAUCCGCUGCGGGCUGUCCCUGGCCUGGCUGGGUCCUUCUCCAGGGCUCUGCUGUUGCUCAUCUCAGACAUCCCCCGUGCCCUCCUCUAAGGCCAUUUGUGACAGCCGUCUUAACGAAGCUCCAAUUGAUAACUGUCCCAGGCUCCUCUUCUCCCAUCCCCCUUCGGACGGGCCACCAUGUCUAAUUAAUUACCUUCCUCUUGCCGUUCAAUAGCUGGCUCUUGAUCCAUGUAAUCGUAUUUCUGUCCAUGCUGGCUUGAUUUAAUUUCCCCCUUAGGAUAUUGCGUGGCACUGUGUAUCAGAUGCCUCACCGAAACCCCCGUGUGUUGUAUCCGCCGCGGCCCCUUUGUCUGCAAUUACACAUUGUAUUUCAAUAGCAAAACCCUCCAGAUUUGUCUGGUUACGCUGCCACAGAGCAAACCCCGGGUGUUUGGCUCCUGCCUGUUCUCCUGGCAGCGUUUGCUUUGGGUCCUCUGCUCUGCUUUAGCUCCCGCCCUGCCGAUGCUGCGGUCCAGACCCCCCAUCCCGCACAGCAUCUUCCGCAUCCCCGUCGCAGCCCCGCCUGGGAAACCGGCCCCGUGCAAAGCCAUCGCCGUGCCCCGGAGAGGCCGGGUAGGGCAGCUCCCCUCGCCCGGCAUCCUCUGCCCCCCCUCCACGGGCCGCCGUCCCCUUUGUACGGGGGAACAAGGGCCGGUCUGUGCGGUGCGGGGACCUCGCACGCCUCCCCCCCGCCUCCGUGCUUGCGUGCCGGCCCCGCACAGAAGCUGCGUUGUUCGCCCCGCGCCGGAGCUGAGGUUUCGGGGCAGCGGGGCUGAGGGUUAAACCCUGUCUCUGGCUCCUGGCACCCGCCGGCCUUUUCUUCCUGCUCUUCCCUUGCUUUCUCUUUCUCUUUCGCGCCGCUCCCGGGCUCUGUUUUUUCCUGGCCCUUCUCGCUCUGCUCCAGUGUUUCGGAAGUCGCUGGCUCAAAGCACGCUCCGGCUGAACACGGCGGGUCAUCUCCGUGCCCGGCGGGCGCCCGCGUCCCACCCCUCCCCGGUCCACCAUGGCGUCCCGCAUCGGCCUGCGGAUGGAGCUGAUGAAGCAGCAAGCGCAGCAGGAGGCCGAGAGGGAGCGCGUGCAGCAGCAGAUGAUGAUGAACUACAUGCAGCAGCAGCGGAUGCCGGUGACGUCCACCCCGGCCAUCAACACCCCCGUCCACUACCAGUCCCCACCGCCCGUGCCCGGAGAGGUCCUCAAGGUUCAGUCCUACCUGGAGAACCCCACCACGUACCACCUGCAGAAGUCGCGGGACAAGAAGGUUCAGGCUUAUCUUUCCGAAACCUAUGGGAACAAGUUUGCUGCCCACGUCAGCCCCGUCAGCCACUCUCCCAAGCCACCCCCCGCCGCGUCCCCCGGCGUCCGGCCCGGCCACGUCAUGUCCUCCUCGGCGGGCAACAGUGCGCCCAACAGCCCCAUGGCCAUGCUCAACAUCGGCUCCAACCCCGAGCGGGAGUUCGAUGAGGUCAUUGAUGACAUCAUGCGCCUGGAUGACGUUUUGGGCUAUAUGAACCCCGAAGUCCACAUGCCCAACACGCUGCCGAUGUCCAGCAGUCACAUGAAUGUCUAUAGUGGGGACCCCCAGGUGACGGCCUCUCUCGUAGGUGUCACCAGCAGCUCCUGCCCCGCUGACCUCACCCAGAAGAGAGAGCUGACAGAUGCCGAGAGCCGAGCCCUGGCGAAAGAGCGCCAGAAGAAAGACAACCACAACCUGAUUGAGAGACGGCGAAGGUUUAACAUCAACGACCGCAUCAAAGAGUUGGGGAUGCUGAUCCCCAAGGCCAACGACCUAGACGUGCGCUGGAACAAAGGGACAAUCCUGAAGGCGUCUGUGGACUACAUCAAGAGGAUGCAGAAGGACUUGCAGAGGUCACGAGACCUGGAGAAUCACUCGCGGCGUCUGGAGAUGACGAAUAAGCAGCUGCUGCUCCGCAUCCAGGAGCUGGAGAUGCAGGCACGUGUCCACGGGCUGCCCACCUCCUCGCCCUCGGGCGUCAACGUGGCCGAGCUGGCUCAGCAGGUGGUCAAGCAAGAAGCCAGCGGGGACGAGGGGACGCUGGAGCCGCUGCUGCCACCCCCAGACCCCGAAUCGCAGCUGCAGCCGGCGCUGCCUCCACCACCCCAGUCUCCUUACCACCAGCUGGACUUUACCCACAGCCUGAGCUUCGACGACGGCUCCCAGGGCUUCCCGGACAACCUGGAGCCCGGCCACAGCGCUUCCUUCCCAUCCCUAUCCAAGAAGGAGCUGGACUUGAUGCUGAUGCAGGACACCAUGCUGCCCCUGGCCUCCGACCCCUUGUUCUCGGCCAUGUCCCCGGAGGCCUCCAAGGCCAGCAGUCGCCGGAGCAGCUUCAGCAUGGAGGAUGCAGACAUGCUGUGACGAGGAGCUGCUCCGACGCUGGGGCGAGGACUGGACCUUCAAGUUUGGUUAGUGAAGUUACAGGGCACUCUCCUCGCAGGAGGAGCCCGUCCUGCAGCGCACUUGAAUCUACGUAGGAGUACCUUUUCUCUAUGCAACGGGGGUCUCGGAUCAAGGCUCGCCGGGUACCGCUGUGUCUUUCGCAAGCUUUUUUUUGCCAGGAGCUGGAGCGGACCUUCUUGGCUUGCCAUGGCGUUGGCCUGACUGCAGAUUCCCCAGCCUGGGAGCGUGAUCUCGGCCGCUUUGCCUUUCAGCGAAACCCUCCCGGACCGUGCCCCUUCCGCAGGGCGCUGGCUCGGAGUCGGAGCGGGCAGGAGCCUUCGCGUCCCUGGCAGGAGAAGGAUGAUGCUCAGAGCUUUCUGUCUGGCUUGCAGCCUCCUUGCCACCGCGCUCCAGGAGCCCACGUCCCUGAGUCUUCCCCAGCGGUGGCCUCUGAGCCCUGCGGAUGCUUCUUGGUGCCACGUCCCUCACGGUUCCUCCUUCCUCGGAGCGCCCGCUGUCUCUCGGGGUCGCAGGGCUGGAGGGAGAAGAGGCGCUUAAUUGGAGCGAGUUAAUUCAUGGAGCACGGGGGGUGUUGUCCGAGUGAGCUGAGUCUGAGGCUACGAAUUCAGGUUGGCACUGAGGGCUUCCAAAACAGGCGGGACAGGGCGUUUGAUGCUCGGUCAACCCCCCCGCUGUGCCCCCCACCUUGCAGGGGGGACCCUCCUGGGGUUUGGCAGCACCCACCACCCCAAAACCUCGCUGGCCUCUGGACAAGGGCUGCAUCUUCAGCCUCCCUUGAGACAUCCCUGCAGAGGUGCCUCUGCCCUGUGACACCAAGCCAGGGCUCUUCAGGUGGAAGGAUAAAGGGUUUUUACACUUUUUUUUGGGGGGGAUACUUGUUGAAAGCGGAUGUCCUGCCCCACAUCCGGGCAUGGAGGUCCGGGCUCUGGCUGGGGACCAGGGGAUGGUUUGUGCGGAUUGCCAAACCUGAGCUGCCUUUGGCUCGCGGGGUUUAUUUCUCUUCCCAGUGUCACCAGCUCGUUCCCUGGCCGGGACGGCUCGGUGGCAGGGAGCUGCUUCGGGAUCUGCAUCAUCUUCUGCCUCCUCAGCCCGGCUGGCGGCAGGGAGGGAGCUGGGCAGGGAAAGGGGACGCUGUUCACAGCACAAAUUUAUUGUGAAGCCCGAAGGGGAGCACGGGGAAGGCUGGGGAGAGGAGACCACUUCGUGAUCCUGUACUACAGCGCAGCGUCACCCCCCGGGCUGUGGGAGCUGUGGUGGGGUGGACGGGAGCCCAUGUGGGGGUGGGGGUCACUGGGUGCACCCUGUCCUGGACCAAGGAUGUCACAGGGUUGGCACCGCCAUGGGAAAACCCAGCCAAGGAGGGAGAAGCUUGCUUCAUCAUGGCUGGAUUUGGGAUUGCGAGGUGGGGGACAGCCCCGGUGCCCCCCCCCGGAGAGGUGCCUGUUGGACCUGAGGGUGUGGGGAAGUGCAGAAGGUGGGGAGGAGAGGGGGAAGGGAAGAGGGAGGACAUGUCGGAGGUGUCCUCGAGUGCUGGGGCAGCGCAGGGUCCGGCCGCUGCCCUGCAGGGCGCAGAGAAGGGAGCGGAGGGGACGUCGGGGCGCCGGGUGAGGGGCACGGGGCUGCGCGCUGGCGGGUUUGGGGCUGUUUCACCCCACAUGUUCACAGGAGGCCUUGGCAUCCUUCACGCACUGCCGUUAGUGCCUGUAAAGAGAAUAAUCCCCGCUGGCAGGGCGGCAGCACCCCGUACGCUGUGCCGAGUGCCUGUAAACCUGGGGGAUCUGUGGACACCAGAGGGUCCGUGCGGGUGCUUCAGGGCGGGCACACGAAAUCCCCGCUCGCUCGGGAUUAUCGUGGCUGUAAGGUGGUUGUGCUGGACCCUCGCGGUGGUACACGACACGUGCGGGGCUGGCUGGGGCGAGCGCCCGUUCUGUGCCCCGCUCCUGGCACCGGCGCAGGCAGAGCACCGUCCGCUGCUCAGCACGAGACGUGGCGUCUCCCCCGGCCGUGAGUAAACAGUUGUGGAUUUAUUUUUUUUUUAAUCUUUUGGGGGUUUUGUUUGUUUUAUUUUUCUUUUUUUAAUGCACUGUGCUCUGAUUAAAAAAUUUUACUACUGUUUUAUAAAUAAAUGUAUAAAAGAAUGAACUGGAAUGGAAGAAGAAUCAUUAAAAUAUAUUUAUUUACAACGUC
Molecule: messenger RNA, 5215 nt
Organism: Grus americana (Whooping crane)
Lineage: Eukaryota; Metazoa; Chordata; Aves; Gruiformes; Gruidae
Gene: TFEB
Product: transcription factor EB
Exons: 9
Coding region: 1613-2986 (457 amino acids)
Biological process (GO): regulation of transcription by RNA polymerase II; humoral immune response; positive regulation of DNA-templated transcription
Cellular component (GO): nucleus
Molecular function (GO): RNA polymerase II cis-regulatory region sequence-specific DNA binding; DNA-binding transcription factor activity, RNA polymerase II-specific; protein dimerization activity
Source: RefSeq, a predicted model, not a curated record